This is a messenger RNA of Naegleria lovaniensis, 3018 nucleotides long. RefSeq lists its product as uncharacterized. The transcript has a single exon. Bases 1 to 3018 code for a protein of 1005 amino acids. Lineage: Eukaryota; Heterolobosea; Eutetramitea; Acrasida; Naegleriidae. The record is from RefSeq and is a predicted model, not a curated record.
AUGCCUAAUAACAACAACAACAACAAUACACAUUCUGCUCCUCCGAGCAAUGAACAUGGUGGUCAUUCAACACUACUACCAAUUGCCACCACUACCACUGGUAAUAACACGACAAGUAGCACCACUCCUCCACUUCCGAUCAGCAAUCCGUCUACGGUUGCGAGAAAGCUAUCCAACUCGGGGACAAUGCCACCAAGUCUCAAUCCGUCUUCUUCUUCUUCGUAUUAUUCGGUGCCACCUCCAUCCACAGUACCCUCCUUGUAUGUACCACCUCCUCCACAUCAUGCUCAUCCAUCAUCAUCGUCCUCUGCUUACUAUCCUCCUUAUCCUUAUGCAUCCUAUUUACCUCCAUCAUCGAUGAGUACGUCCACCACCACAACCGCAACUCCAACAACUCCAACAACAACCACCCCUUCCUCCCAAUCAACAGCAACACCAUCUAAUCCUCUGCUUCCACCGCCACCAUCGACCAAUGCCUUGUACUAUUCACCACAUUAUCCCUUGUAUCCAUCGCAUCCUCAUCAACAACCUCCUCAUCCACAUUCAUUGUUCACUGCUCAUCAGCCAAUGUAUAGCGGAACACCACCAGGGAUGGGUAGCGUUGCUCCUUCUUCACAUCCAAUGUCCUCUCAUCAUCCAAUGCAUCAUCAGGAAAAACAAAAACAACCAUCUACCACAAAAAAGAAGAAAAAAUCAAAGAACACUAUUACAACAUCUCCCGUUGCUAUUACAGUCGUCAAUUCAUCAUGUCCAACAGAUCCUUGGGAUAUUUCACGAAAGUCGCUUGAAAAAAUUAACCUUAUUGAAGGUUUUACUAUGGACAGAAUUUUACAACAUGUUACUAUCCCUCCUAUGGAUAAUGAUUGUGUGAUUUCCGAAAAACAAACAGUGAAAAUUGAUUCAUCACUUAAAAAUCAAUAUUCCUCCCUCAAGCUUCAAGUAUGGUUAUGUGAGUUGUGUGUAGAUAAAAUUACAGAAAACAUCACAGCUCUAAGAUCUCUCUAUGAUGAAGUGUUGACUGGCUCCAAUGACGAAGUAUCAGUUCAGGAUUUAAUCUUUCCAACCACCAUUAUUUCAUCGGGACGAAAAGAAUAUUUUUUAAGAUUUGUUCUGUAUGAUGCCAAGGACAAGAAUACAGAGAUUGUUGCUUUUUGUGAUACAUGUACUUUUGAAAUUAGAAGUAAGACGAGAUCACCAACACGUGUGCAGAUCCAAAAUAAUCAAUCAGUUGCUGCACUGCCUCCCCAACGAUCAUUGACACUUUCUUCUACAGCCAUUGCGACCUCUGAGACACCUUCAUCAGCAAGUCAAAGCGUUGGAGAGAAACCUACGUUGGACUUUCUUAAACGAUUAAUUGCAACAGCGACACUUUCCGAAGAUAUUAACAGCUGGGAUACCUUUAUGCAUACUCUCAAUCAACUCGUAGUCAUAGGAGAUUCCUCUUUUUUGAAUACAUCUUCUGGAUCUCUCUCUAAGCGAGCCGAUUUUUCCGAUCACCAAAUGACAAAAGAGUUUUUGAUGAGAGGGCACAGGAAAACAAAUAUUUAUCCUUAUAUUGAACAAUGUUAUCCAGCUUUUGGUCCAGCUCGAGGAGGCAUUCAAAUUAGUAUUAAUGUGAAAGAUCUUAAUAUCUAUGAUGAGGAUGAUUUAAUAGUCACAUUUGAUGAUAUUAAGGUGCCAAAAACUGAUUUUGUGUCGAUUCGACCAAACAAAAUUUUGUUAUACCUUCCUGCGUUAUCAUCUAAUCACAUUCUAGGCAAAGUAGAUGUUGCUAUUUCUGUGAGAAAUGAAUUGGAGGACUUUUGUCACGUGCUCUAUGAUUCAUUUGAGUACCUAAGUAAUGAUGUUUUUGAAAAGAAAAAGUCAUCCAUACCCACACCAAUUGAAAGACCUUCCAGCAACAAUAAGAAUAUUAAUCAGGUUUUGAUUAGACCUCUCUCAGAAACUAAUUCAGUCAAUGAGGAUCUCUUCACAAAGACUGAACUCUACAACAGUGAAACGACAAAAUAUGUCACGACUAUUUAUUUUGAACCAGGAUUUCUUAAAGGUAGCCCCUUAGAUCCUUCUCAACGAUUUAUUUGGCUGUUAAGAAAGAGUGAUACUUUUGAAAACCUUAUUGGUAAUCCAUCGUCAAAAGAAAUCGACUGUGGCGGUGUUUUCUCUAUCAAAGACUUGCUUCCUACCGUAAAAGAAGAUAUUCUAGAAAUACCUAUUGAAAUAGAUCGAAAGAUAUCUACUGAGAAAUUUAACUGCACCAUGGUUCUUCAAUUGUAUGACAUUAUCCAAAAACAGAUUCACUACACUUCUAGGCCCUUCUCCAUUCUUCAAAAAGCUCCAAAACCAGUAGCAUAUAGUAGCUUCAAUGAAGACGAAAGAGUAUUACAACUACUUGAGAAAAUCAAAACUCCUCGAGCACGAAAGAUGGCCCUACGAGGAGGAGCACUUGAUCCCACUUUAAAUUAUCUGGGUCAAACGAAAACACAUAUUGCUUGUUUGUCUGGAAAUGAAACAGAAUUGAAACGAAACUUCCAACCCGCACAUCUCACGACUCAUGACUUGUUCCUUAGAAAUCCACUUCAUUUAGCCUUCGCUUCUGGAAAUCUUGAAGCAGCCAAAUUCUGUAUUGAGAACUUGACCACUUCACCACAUUUACUUCUUCUCCAGAGAGAUUAUUAUCACAACACUCCUUUCCAUUUGGCUCUCAAAUUCAAUCGUACUCAUUUCAUGAAGGAAAUUUGUUUAGUUCUCAAGACCUAUUUGAUCAGAUAUUUGGCUCAACAAUCGACUUUUAACACGGAGAAUUCUAACACGGCAACUAUGGAACCAUAUACUCCAAAAUCCCAGAUACCAACAACACAACCAGUGAAUUAUAAAGCAUCAUCUCAAAAGAAGAGAAAAACAACGAGUACGGUUACAACCACGAACAGCGCCACACCCCCACCACCCAAGAAAACUAAGCAAGAGGAAGGUUCAUCCGAUGAGGAAGAGGAUGAUGUCUUGGUUGUGGAAGAAAAUUAA